Molecule: messenger RNA, 749 nt
Organism: Bactrocera tryoni
Lineage: Eukaryota; Metazoa; Arthropoda; Insecta; Diptera; Tephritidae
Exons: 1
Coding region: 45-749 (234 amino acids)
Source: RefSeq, a predicted model, not a curated record
UAUGUACAUAAAUAUUUUGUUUGGAAACUUUAAAUAUUUUGGAAAUGAAAUAUUUUUGUAAACUUCUGAUAAUAUUGCUAACAAUAAAUUCUUUGACAAAAUUCUUAAACGGACAGAAUGAAGAGGGUGGUUACGGUGAUGAUGAAAAUUAUUAUGAAGGUGAUGGCGAAGGCGAAGAUUAUGAUGGCGACGAGUAUGAUUAUGGUGAUGUAGAGUAUUUCGAUGGUAGUGAGGAGAAUAAAAUGGAAUUAUCUGAGGAUUGUAUAUCACUGAAAUAUCUAAAACUGAAACGAAUUUGUGACAUUGGUUAUCCGGAAGUUUUGGCGCAAAAUUACGAAGAUAUGCUCGUGGAUGUGAAUGAACCGUAUGCUGUUUUCCAAUUUCCAUAUGAGGACACAAAUCGCUACUUUUUCACAUUUCAAAAAAGCGCUAUAUUCGAUUGUCAGUAUUUACAAGUGAUUGAUGUACGAAACUAUAAAUGUUUUAAUGCAUCGGAUGUGGUUGCAGAUAUAGUCUUGACCAAGGGCGUCAUGCAAUGUCUCAAUCACCCAUCCGCCGCCAUUGAUUUGCUCUUGGGCACUUGUUCAUCUCAACUGAAUGAGAGCGCAGUAUUCACCGCUUUGCAUUAUUCCAAUCUGGUAACGUUAGAGCGCAGCAGCACAAGUGGCAAAGAGCAUUUGAGAAUGGAGUGGUGUUGGCAUUUGGGGCUCAUGGCAUUGUUGUACAUUUUAUUAGCAACUAAAAAGUGA